Messenger RNA from Clarias gariepinus (North African catfish), 2104 nucleotides. It is a transcript of the gene znf385d, whose product is annotated as zinc finger protein 385D. Bases 210 to 1412 code for a protein of 400 amino acids. The transcript is spliced from 8 exons. Gene Ontology annotation, cellular component: nucleus. Gene Ontology annotation, molecular function: zinc ion binding; nucleic acid binding. The record is from RefSeq and is a predicted model, not a curated record. NCBI's taxonomy places the organism in Eukaryota, Metazoa, Chordata, Actinopteri, Siluriformes, Clariidae.
GAGAGAGAGAGAUUGACGGAGGAGGGACAAGACAGUGUUGUGGCAGCGCGUGCAGCGGUUAAACCACACACAUACACGCGCGCACGCGCGAGCUCUUUUCUACAGAGCACGGGCUCUCUCUUACACGCUCACGCGCAUCGAGAAGCAUGGAGUAUCCGUCAGCGUCUCCAGCACGCGACCAAGUCGGAGAGCCGCGCGCCUAAAGGAUUAUGGAGAGCAGCAUGUUUCUGAGUAGUGUGUGUCAGGGUGGCUUGGUGCCCGCUCUGGUUCGAGCUCCCCUCCCACAGGUUCACUCGUCUGUGGGCCUGAAGCACUUCCUUCCCUUCUCGCUGGAGACGAGCCCCGCCCUCAACCUGCUGCCCACGUUCGCCUCUAUGGACCCGGUUCAGAAAGCAGUCCUGCAUCACACACUUGGCAUUUCUCCUUUGUCUAAAAGGAAACACGUCUCCUGCAACGUGUGCCAACUGCGAUUUAAUUCACAGAGCCAAGCGCUGUCCCACUACAAAGGCACCAAGCAUGCCAAGAAGCUUAAAUCUCUAGAAGUACCCAAGUGCAAGCAGAAAAGCUCUGCGGUAAUGAGGGAAAACAGGAAGGAGCCUGAAAAGAACCUCUCACCUUCUGCUCCCCUGAGCACCACAGAGAUAAAAGAAGCCAUCCCUGAUCCAUUACAGCCGGCGAUUUCUCCAUCUCCAGCAAAAUGCGGGUCCAGCAUGGCCUCCCCCGAGGCCGAGUUUACCUCAACAGAAGGACAGAGUCCGGACCUCCCUCCUGGAGCAGCCCAGGACCCCGAAGCCGAGAAGGAGACGGAGGAGGAGAAAGCCUUGCGUCUCCUUUACUGCUCGCUUUGCAAAGUCGCCGUCAACUCAGCGUCCCAGCUCGAGGCUCACAAUAGCGGCACAAAGCACAAGACCAUGCUGGAAGCGCGGAACGGGAACGGCUCCAUCAAGUCCUUCCCCAGGCCAGGGGUGAAAAACAAGCUACUGUCGCCUAGUGCUGCAUCGACGGGCCUGCAGAACAAGACAUUCCACUGUGAAACAUGUGACGUCCGUGUCAACUCCGAGACGCAGCUCAAACAGCACAUCAGCAGCCGGCGCCAUAAAGACAGAGCGGCUGGAAAACCGGCCAAGCCCAAGUACAGCCCCUACACUAAGACCCCAAAAGGACAGACCAAACAGCAAACAGGAAAAACACCGGUGAAGCUGCCUCUAAGUAAGGACAUGGGCCAAACGCUGACCGCCGCAAUAGUACCCUCUCACUUGGCAGCCGUUGCCGCAGCAGCCGCCGGGUUCCCGCUUCGUGCCAGCCAUAACCCAUCCCUUUUCCAGACUCAAUCUCUCCCCACAACACUUCUUCGCCCUGCACCUGGGCCUAUUAGGACCAGCCAUACGCCGGUACUGUUCGCUCCCUACUGACCUCCGAACUGUGACUUCGGAUUAAAUCUGACACACCAUCUCAGCGUUAAUUUAAUUGUGGUCCGGUCCAGUGUGGAUUAUUGCCUUUUUCUGUCCAUCAUCACACAAAUAAUCCGGUACGGAUCUGAUGUGUGAUAGUAUACCGCAAUAAUGAAAAAGACAAACCAGGUAACUAUGCAUUGUCAUUACCAUAUGACACACUGAUUCAAAGCUCGAAAUGGAUUUAGGGGUUUAUUGUUGGAGGAAUCUUUUUUCUGUUUUCUUUUUUUGGGUUUUGUCAUGUCCAAAAAAUAUAUUAAAAGAUUUUUAUGUAUGAGAAGAGAGAGGAGAAAGUAUGGGAAAAUAAGUUCUACUGCUCAGCUGUUUGCACUUUAAGCCCUUCCUUCUGUGGAUGUCUUCAGUGCUUUAGAUCAGUAGAACCUGGUUUAUUCCUUCCUGUAUGUUGUGAUUUAUUUGUACGCACGUGCAUUUGAUGUUGUGUGAAUGGACGAUGGAGUGAAAAGUGAAUUACUGCUGAUUUAUUACCUGCUAAGUAAAGUGUGUGUGUGUGUGUGUGUACAUGUUUGUACAUCCCUUAAAGCUACCCAUGCAAAAAUCUACACAGGUCAAAAGGACGGUAAAGCUCAUCUAUCUCAUCAAACAAAUGUGAAAAAAAAAAACACAGGAUUUCAAAUAAAAUCUUACUUUGCUAA